AUGUUUACAGUUACUGUGUUCAGCACCGAGGAAGGAGUAUCGCGAGAUGUGGCCGUCAUUCGCUGGCAAUUUGAAUGUCAUCCGGGGUCCCGUGAAUGGGAUAACGUACAGCGUUGGUCCCGUGUUGGUCUUGCUUAUGACCUUAAAAUUUGCAACAUGGUCACACUUGCACCCGACGAAGAACGGAGUAUACACGUGAACAGACCAAAGAACGUGACUUUUGUCAUCAACAAAUUGAACUAUAUAACGCCAAAACCGUUCAAGUUCAUCAUCAAAUGCUCAGGCAGUCGCCUGUUUGCGGUCGCCAGCUGUAACCUCAGUUUGAUGGAAGUGGAGUUCGGAAAAGCUUUCGGCAUUCCUUUGCGUAAUUUCAAGGCAACUGGUGAACUCAAUAACAUUCAAACGAAUCAAUUGGAAUGGGAAAUAAUGCGCGAGUGA
Echinostoma caproni is the source of this 438-nucleotide messenger RNA. The record is from the annotation of a GenBank genome assembly. NCBI's taxonomy places the organism in Eukaryota, Metazoa, Platyhelminthes, Trematoda, Plagiorchiida, Echinostomatidae.